This is a messenger RNA of Danio aesculapii, 2487 nucleotides long. It is a transcript of the gene dcaf7, whose product is annotated as ddb1 and cul4 associated factor 7. Gene Ontology annotation, molecular function: protein binding. Lineage: Eukaryota; Metazoa; Chordata; Actinopteri; Cypriniformes; Danionidae. The record is from RefSeq and is a predicted model, not a curated record. The coding region runs from base 372 to 1403 and encodes 343 amino acids. The transcript is spliced from 7 exons. Gene Ontology annotation, cellular component: nucleus.
GAAACGCGCACACACACAUCUUUCAGACCAAAGGCGCCGUUGAGCGGUAGGGCCUAUUUAGGGCUUUCUAAAGUUAGAAUUAAAACCGUCGGGACUAAGGAAAAACAUGGGCCUUUAGCCACACGCAGUUAUGAAUGUUUGAUGGUGAUUUGCGUGUUUUAUUAAGCAGGUAUCGUGCUGUUUCGUGGCGCAGCUCGUCGUUUUCGCGGCCGUUGCGGAGAGGGAUUGUUAUGACGUUCUCUUUGUCUCGCGCUGCACAAACCCGAGACCAUAUUUAUCUCUGAAAGAGCCUUUUUUAAACAUCCCGUCGAAUCAGGCUACUCCUAACGAGCCAAUUCUCACUAGCUGUCGCCGAUCACCGGGAUUGAAGCAUGUCGUUGCACGGUAAACGAAAAGAGAUCUACAAAUACGAGGCGCCAUGGACCGUCUAUGCCAUGAACUGGAGCGUCAGACCCGACAAGCGCUUUCGGCUCGCGCUCGGCAGCUUCGUCGAGGAGUACAACAACAAGGUCCAGCUGGUUGGUCUUGAGGAGGAGAGCUCAGAGUUUGUAUGCAGAAACACUUUUGAUCAUCCGUACCCCACCACCAAGAUCAUGUGGAUCCCAGACACCAAAGGGGUCUAUCCAGACCUGCUGGCCACCAGUGGAGACUAUCUGCGCAUAUGGAGGGUGAAUGAUACGGAGACCCGUCUGGAGUGUCUGCUGAAUAAUAAUAAGAACUCUGAUUUCUGUGCACCCCUCACCUCAUUUGACUGGAAUGAAGUGGACCCCAACCUUCUGGGGACAUCUAGUAUUGACACCACCUGCACAAUCUGGGGUCUAGAGACAGGACAGGUCCUGGGGAGAGUCAACCUAGUGUCAGGUCACGUCAAAACGCAGCUAAUUGCUCAUGACAAGGAGGUCUAUGACAUCGCAUUCAGCCGUGCGGGUGGAGGACGGGAUAUGUUUGCAUCAGUGGGAGCAGACGGAUCUGUGCGUAUGUUUGAUCUGCGACACCUAGAGCACAGCACCAUCAUCUAUGAGGACCCUCAACACCACCCGCUGCUGCGCCUCUGCUGGAACAAACAGGACCCUAACUACUUGGCCACCAUGGCAAUGGAUGGCAUGGAGGUGGUGAUUCUGGAUGUGCGUGUGCCGUGUACACCAGUCGCUCGACUCAAUAAUCACCGUGCCUGUGUGAACGGCAUUGCUUGGGCACCUCAUUCCUCUUGCCACAUAUGUACAGCAGUAGCGGACGAUCACCAGGCUCUGAUCUGGGACAUCCAGCAGAUGCCGAGGGCCAUCGAGGACCCCAUCCUGGCCUACACAGCCGAGGGCGAGAUCAACAACGUGCAGUGGGCCUCCACUCAGCCCGACUGGAUCGCCAUUUGCUACAACAACUGCCUGGAGAUCCUGCGGGUGUAGAGGAAAAGAGUCUUCAGCGGAGCAGAGACUUGUUUUCUAAAGUUCCUGAGGUCUGGCGGUUUCAAGAGUGGAAACUGAACGAACGGGCCAAUGGGAACGGCGGUCUGAACAAUGUGUGUAACUUCUUUCGUCUGGGAGAAUGAGGCGGCGUGAAUGAGCAUCUGUGUUUCUGCACAAUAUAUUAUUAUUAUCAUUGUUAUAAUGGUCUGUUUUCCUAUUUGCCGGUGUCCCAGAGUCUUCAUAAUGGGAUCUUAAACACAACUGUCGUUAAUUAUUAUGAUUGUAGGGAGAGAGAUACAUGUUUAUUCAGUUUGAGCGGUAAAAACGAUUUAAGAAAAUGCUGCAACUAGGGUUAAGAUAAAAAUUUGCCAACUUGACGUACAAAACAUCCAUUCAUUCAGAUUAAUGCGGUUUUAAAGGUCCUUUGAACUUCAGAUUCUUGUUUUUUGGUCAUUUCAGGAAGGUGCCAUUUUGUUUUUUGUUUGUUUAUUAUUUUUUGUAGCCUUGGACAUUUAAAUGCGAAUAAUAUAGAGAUGAAAUGUUUAGCGUCAUUGGAAAACAUUGAUCAUUUUUCCUCAAAUACACACUUCUUGCAGUUAGCCGACAUCAAUGUUUAAGAAAAAUGUCUUACACAUUUUUUAUAUUAUUGUUAUUAAAAGAUUCAUCACAACUCAAAUGUGAACAAGAGCUCCUGAUGUUUAUUUCUUUUUAUUUUCCUCCAUAAAGUCCUCCUUUCAGCAUGCUUGUGCUCGAAGUGAAAUGUGUACUGUAUACAUAUAUAAAUAUUACGUACAAGGUAGGACAAAAGUGUCGCUUCUCCAGAAGAGUUUUGCAUCGCGAGUCAAUAUUUGGUCUGUCCAUGAAGUCGUUCUGUUGUUAUGCAAAUAUAAUGUUGUAGUAACGCCACUCUCGUUGGUCGAGAACGAAACGAAAAGUGAAAUUGCAAGGCUGUGUGGGAUCCUCAUCCUCACCUCACACUCUUAGAUGGAGUGUUUCUAUGUAAGUAGUUCUCUGUGUGUGUGUGUCCAGCCAUGAUGCUUUUCUAUUAAUAAACUCACUUAAUAAACUCUUGUUCUUUCAUAAA